AGCUGAGUUCCUGUUCCCAGCUCAGACAGACAGUGUGCUCUGUUCAGUCAGUUCAGUCUGUAUGAAGAUGAGGGGGAAUAUCUGCUGCUGCCUGUUAGCUUUUGUUCUGAGCUGCAAUGUCACUGCAGCAAUAAUCCAUAAAAUAGUUGAGGAGAAGAACCCUGUCAGACUGAGUUGUCCUCACUCUGUGGAGGGUAAAGUGACGUGGAGCAGAGAGAGAGAUGGAACUAAAGUUGACAUACUUACAGCUGAUGGUGACAGAGAGAUAAGACACUUAAUGAUCCAGGCAAACGAUACAGUUCACAGGCAGAUAAAUCACUUUACAUUGGUAGAGUUAACAUCUCAGACACUGGAAGAUACUUCUGUAAUAAUGAACCAGCUGUGGAGCUGACGGUGAUCCCAUCAGGAACACCCACACUAACUGCUGAGGCCAGCGUCAGUCUGAAAUGCCUCUCAAACGUUUCUGAGUCACGUGUCCCAACGUGGACCAGAGAAAGGAGUGGAACAAACAUCACUGUUUUCUCUCAGAAUCAGACGGACGAGAGCAGGUUUCAAUAUUCGGCCAGGGAAAAUACGCUGACGAUAAAAGAAUUGCGGCCUGAUGAUGCCGGAUUGUACUUCUGUGAUGGAAAACCAGCUGUGUAUCUGAAUGUGAGCAAAGAGGAGGAGUCUGAGGGAGCUGCUGUUUUGCUGGCUGUAAUACUCCUCCCCCUCCUCCUCAUCAUUUUCAUCAUCCUCUUCCUCAUUUGGAGAUGCCGCAUCAAAAGACGAGGAAGUGGUGAGGAAAUGCCUGACAUCUACUACGAAAAGGUCUCAAUUGGAUCUGUGUUUGAAUCUGCACAAGAUGGUCUAAACCAAAACGAUCAGACUUACUCCGUCAUCCAUGAACUUCCAGCACUAGCAAACGAGAGCGCAACAUCUCAACCCAGUGAGCCACUUUAUUCCCUCGUCAACAAGUUCUGAUGUCACUGAAAUAAAUAAACGGACCAGAUAAGGAUGUCGUCUCCUCCUCCUGUUGACUCAACGCUGAUCCAGCCGCUGUGUAAUUUAUGCUGUAUUAUAUAUUGUGUUUCAGCACUUACUUAUAAUUUUCACGCUUACAAUUCAUUUUAAUUUUGUUCUUUUUAUCUACAGAUGUACAAUUUUGUAAAUUAAGUUGAUAAAAUAAUUCAAUUAAUCUGUUUUUUGUUUUUUGGCUUUGCCUGCGUCAGCGUUGUGGUUGUCUGCCAGAAGCUGUCAUGCAUUGACUGUUUAUCCAGUCUGAAGCCACAUUGUUACCAUCCACUGUUUAGAUCUUGGUGCUUUUUAACUCUGAGCUAACGUUAGCAGCAGCUCGGCUGGUAGCUCCUCCGGGACGUCCUUUAUCUGCCCAACAGCGUGGGAGAAGCAGUGACUUUAUGGUGGAACUGCUUUAUUCAGUGUUUUUAGAAGUUUUAUUGACCAGGACUUCCUUCAAAGUGGACAGAAAGAGAAUAAAACUCAUUAAAAGCGUCUCUGUUAGUGUUUCCAACAAUCAGCAACUCUGGUUUGGUGGAAAUAAAUCCUUAAUUCACCGACGUAGAUGAUAAAAACAGCAGUUUCAGUCGGAGCAGACCGGCUAUGGAAACAAACCACAGAGAGGCUGCGAUACAACACAGGCAGAGGGAGAGAGACACCAUGUGACUCUUUAUAUUUUUUUCUAUAAUACUGUUUUGAAUAUUAUGUAAAUUGAAAAUAAAAAAUCUUACAAGCUACAAUUACAGCUAAAAUUGCUUCUUUAUUCUGCAGUUACAACCAUUUUAUACCAUCUCAUUGAUUUACUGAAGGCUUGUGAAGUGCUGUGAAUAUAAAACCUCCAUUUUCCAGGACAGUGACGCUCAGUUCUUCACACAGUGGCUGUUUAGGGAAGAGGAAGAAGAACAGUUGGGAUGAUGAGUGGAAAAGUGUCAGACACCAUAAAGCUUCAGUCAGAUCAGCAGCAGCUUCUGUUGUUGUUGCUUUUAAUGUGAAGAUGUUCAGGUUUAUGAUCUUCUGUCAGGUUUGGUUCCUGCACACAGUUCUGAUCGGCUGCAGUGAGAACUCCAAAGCAGUGAUCCGGGUUUCAGUCCCGGAGGACCACCACAUCCGCCUGCGGUGUCCCGGCGCCGACAGCUCUGAUGUGGUCUGGACCCACCGGGACAGGAGCGUCCCGGUGACCCGACAGGGCGGCCACGAGACCAACGAGGACCCCCAGCGCUACCUCCUGCUGCCCGACGGCAGCCUCCAGCUCCUGCAUCUCGAUGAGUCCGACAGCGGAGAGUAUCACUGCAACCAGCAGCUGGUGGCCGAGCUGCAGGUGCUCACAGGCCACGACUUCACGGUGUCUGCAGGCCGGACGCUGCUGCUCCCCUGCAGCAGCUCCUCCAAACACAGACAGAGGUGGUUGUACCGGAGGAGGGAGAGGGAGAAGUGGGAGCUCAUCUUCACCUUGUUCAGAAACGGUACAGUGAAACCGGAGAGGGAGGGGGGGCGGCUCGGCUACCAGAGCGACGCCCUGCAGAUCCAGGACCUGCAGCCGGAGGACGCUGGACAGUACCAGUGCAAGGUGAAGCUGGGGAGCGAAGUCACCACGCUGACAGUGCAGCCGGAGCCAACCAGCACGGAGCAAACCGCCUGGACAACAACAACAACAGCAACAACAACAACAACAACAACAACAGAUGCUGUGACAGAAACAGAUGAGACUGAAAGAAAGAAGGAGAAGAAAAAGAGACCUGAGAACGCUCUGCUCAUAGUUGCUGUCGCCGGGUUGGGGUUGAUGGUCCUGCUCCUGGUCGCUGUCUGUGUUUUACUGACCGGCAUGAAGUGCAGGAGGAGGAGGAAGAAACACAGACGUACAGCUUCACAGAGGCAUGAAGACACCGAGCUGCAGCCGUGGAAGACGUCCAGCAGACAGACCGGUAACGCCGUCAGCUCGGAUCCUGCUGCAGGUCUGUACUCGGGUCCGUCUCCACCUCUGAUACACCUGUCUGUCUCUGCAGAGUGCGAGGCCUACGAGAGUCCGUCUCUGCCGGAGGAGACGAUCCACUACGCCUCUCUGGGCCGGCAGAACUGGAAGGAGAGACCCAGCAGGACUCCGCCAGACCAGAACCACCACAACGUCAUCUACUCGUCUGUCAUCACCAGACCUGCCGCCAAAUAGACUCCAGCAGAAACUCUCAGUGCAAAGAGGCUGUUACUGUUCAUGUUAAUGCUCUUUCCUAAAAUAAACAUACUGUUCAUGUGAUUAACACUGA
This is a messenger RNA of Dicentrarchus labrax (European seabass), 3254 nucleotides long. RefSeq lists its product as uncharacterized. The transcript is spliced from 14 exons. The record is from RefSeq and is a predicted model, not a curated record. The coding region runs from base 1991 to 3160 and encodes 389 amino acids. Lineage: Eukaryota; Metazoa; Chordata; Actinopteri; Moronidae.